AUGGGCCACGACGGGCAUCUCUUCUUUGAAGGUCUCUUAAUUUUUACGUGUAUAUUUCCGACAGGACUGACCAUUGCAAUCAUUCUGAUGGCCACCGUGGUGACCACCAUCACUGGUCUGUCCACCUCCGCUAUAGCAACCAACGGAUUCGUACGAGGAGGGGGCGCUUACUACCUGAUCUCCAGGAGUCUGGGACCAGAGUUUGGGGGCUCCAUCGGUCUGAUCUUUGCCUUUGCCAACGCCGUGGCUGUGGCCAUGUACGUCGUAGGCUUCGCCGAGACGGUUGUGGAAAUGCUGAAUGAUGUCGACGCCCUGAUGACUGACGAACUAAAUGACAUCAGAAUCGUCGGGACUCUGACCGUCAUCCUGCUGUUGGGCAUCUCCGUGGCUGGGAUGGAGUGGGAAGCAAAGGCUCAAAUUGUCCUUUUGAUCAUCCUGCUUGGAGCCAUCGCUAACUAUUUUAUCGGGACAUUCAUGCCAACAAAAAACAAAGAACCCAAAGGAUUUUUUGGCUACAAAACCGCGAUCUUCAUCGAGAACCUCAGUCCGGACUUUAGGGACGAGGAGACAUUUUUCUCUGUCUUUGCCAUCUUCUUCCCAGCAGCCACUGGGAUUUUGGCCGGGGCUAACAUCUCCGGAGACCUCACGGACCCUCAGUCUGCAAUCCCUAAAGGAACCCUGUUGGCCAUCCUCAUAACGGGAGUCACAUACGUGGCUGUUGCCAUCUCAACAGGAUCCUGCAUCGUAAGGGACGCAACCGGAGACCACAACGACACGGUCAUCGACACGGUCAACUGCACCGACGCCGUCUGCACUCUGGGAUACGACUUCUCCAUCUGCAAGGAGGGCGGGUGUCAGUACGGCCUGAUGAACAACUUCCAGGUGAUGAGUCUGGUGUCGGCCUUCGGUCCUUUAAUCACAGCCGGGAUUUUUUCCGCCACCCUGUCCUCGGCUCUGGCCUCAUUGGUCAGUGCCCCCAAGGUCUUCCAGGCUCUGUGUGAAGACAACAUCUAUCCAGGACUGGGAGUUUUCGCAAAGGGUUACGGGAAGAACAACGAGCCUCUCCGGGGUUACGUCCUGACCUUCUGCAUCGGCCUGGCAUUCAUCCUCAUCGCUGAGCUGAACAUCAUCGCUCCCAUCAUCUCCAACUUCUUCCUGGCCUCCUACGCUCUCAUCAACUUUUCGGUCUUCCAUGCUUCCCUCGCCAACUCUCCAGGGUGGCGCCCCAGCUUCAAGUAUUACAACAUGUGGGUGUCUCUUGCCGGAGCGGUCCUGUGCUGCGUGGUGAUGUUUGUCAUCAACUGGUGGGCGGCUCUGGUGACUCUGCUCAUCGUUCUGGCUCUCUACGUCUACGUCAGCUACAAGAAACCCGAUGUGAACUGGGGUUCGUCGACUCAGGCGCUGAUGUACAACCAGGCUCUGAUUCACAGUCUGAAUCUGACUGCGGUCGAGGACCACGUGAAAAACUUCAGGUCAGUCUGUUUUUGUAGUCGUGGGGGGGCAGUUGUCAGUGUGUCAACGGGUGAAGCUGAUUUAGACCUGGUUAUUUACAUACCGAACUACAAGGAGUUUUUCCAGGAUCACGCUCGCUGUCAGCGCUGGCUCAACGCGAAGCGAAUCAAGGCCUUCUACACCCCCGUGUUCUCCGACAACCUCAGACACGGAACGCAGCUCCUACUGCAGGCCGUUGGUUUGGGACGACUGAAGCCGAACACGUUGGUGAUGGGUUUCAAGAACAACUGGAGGGAAGGCGACAUGAGAGACUUGGAGAUCUACAUCAACACCAUACAUGACGCCUUCGACCUGCAUUUCGGAGUCGUCCUCCUCCGUCUGCCGGAGGGACUGGACAUUUCUCACAUCCAGGGACAAGAUGAGCUGCUGCUGUCCAAUGAGAAGCCACCAGCCAGCAACAAUAACCAGGUGGUGAUAUCAGUCAGUGAAGCCAAAGACUCAGACUCGGACUCCUGUCCUUCAAAAACCACCAGCAACCAGAGCAGCCCCCUCAUCAUUAGAGGAUACGUUUUUUUGUCCGACCCCGUGUUAUUCCCAGGUCUGACUCUGCUGAUUCCGUACCUGCUGACCAACAGGAGUAAGUGGGGCGACUGCCGGAUCCGGGUUUUUGUCGGCGGGAAGAUCAACCGCAUUGACCACGAUCGCAGAGUGAUGGCCACGCUGCUCAACAGAUUCAGGAUCGACUUCUCCGACAUCAACGUCCUUGGAGACAUCAACACCAAACCAAAGAAAGACAAUAAGCGGAUCUUCAAGGGACUGAUCGAGCCGUACCGGCUGAAGGAGGACGACAUGGAGCAGGAGGCUGCGGAGAGGCUGAAGGCCCAAGAGCCGUGGAGGAUCACCGACAACGAACUGGAACUAUACAAGGCCAAGACCAGCCGUCAGAUCAGACUGAACGAGCUGCUGAAGGAACACUGCAGCAACGCCAAGCUCAUCGUCAUGACCAUGCCGUUGGCGAGGAAGGGAACGGUGUCCAGCGCUCUGUACAUGUCCUGGUUGGAAACUCUGUCCAGAGACGUCCCACCCAUGUUGCUGGUCCGAGGAAACCACCAGAGCGUCCUGACCUUUUACUCCUAA
This is a messenger RNA of Cynoglossus semilaevis (tongue sole), 2589 nucleotides long. RefSeq names its product solute carrier family 12 member 2-like. Gene Ontology annotation, biological process: chloride transmembrane transport; cell volume homeostasis; potassium ion homeostasis. The transcript has 22 exons. Gene Ontology annotation, cellular component: apical plasma membrane. The record is from RefSeq and is a predicted model, not a curated record. Bases 1 to 2589 code for a protein of 862 amino acids. Lineage: Eukaryota; Metazoa; Chordata; Actinopteri; Pleuronectiformes; Cynoglossidae. Gene Ontology annotation, molecular function: ammonium channel activity; sodium:potassium:chloride symporter activity.